This is a messenger RNA of Aspergillus vadensis CBS 113365, 386 nucleotides long. RefSeq lists its product as uncharacterized. The coding region runs from base 132 to 347 and encodes 71 amino acids. The record is from RefSeq and is a predicted model, not a curated record. NCBI's taxonomy places the organism in Eukaryota, Fungi, Ascomycota, Eurotiomycetes, Eurotiales, Aspergillaceae. The transcript has 2 exons.
CGACGUCAUCCAUGUCACCGUUAGGCGUGAGACAUCUGUAAGAUUCAGGGAAGCGGUGGCUCAUCACCGAUGAUGCUACACAUUUCUAUUUGUUGCCAAUCCUGGUUUACCCGAUACUAUUUUAAAAUCCUAUGACUGUCUAUUUUUUGUUUUGUUUUUCUUUCCCAUUACUUGCUUUCCUCCUCGCGUGUUUGUGGCAUUGCUAUGGCGAGGCAGUGAUUCUCUCUGAAUCUCGGCAAAUGGGACCAGGAGGAUGGUUUUCCAAACACUGCCUGCCCAUCGUGUCUGUUUACGCGUAUGUCUCGGACUUGGAGAGCCAUGGCAAUGCCGAUUGUCGACUCGAAUGAGCCGUUUAGUCCCGCAUCUCAAUCCAACUACUGUCGUUC